AAUCCGUUGUGAGCCGCUGAGACUGAGGAGGAAGAGGAGGAGGAAGACGCACAGGAGGAGGAGCGCUCCGUCAGUCCGUCGGUAAACAGCAGCGGUCGGUGACGGACUCAGACGGUCGGUGAGCCGAUGAAGAGGAGGCUUCUUCUUGCCGGGGUCAUGUAACUUAACAAGGAGGAUGGAGAUUCAGCAUUAAGCCAGCAUCCUGUGGGCAGGAGGUCUGAGGAGAGGCGAGGGAUCAUGGGCGAUGGAGGACCCCUGCAGACUGAGGGGAAUGCCCUCCUCAAAGCUGUCUUCCAGGGGAAGUUGAGGCUGACCCGCCUGCUGCUGGAGGGUGGUGCCUACAUCAAUGAGGGCAAUGAGCGUGGGGAGACGCCCAUCUCCGCUGCCUGCUUAGCAAGCUACGAUGACCCACAGACCCGGCAGAGGAUGGUGAGGUAUCUGCUGGAGAAAGGAGCUGACCCCAACAUCCCCGAUAAGAGUGGCCGGACAGCGCUGAUGCAUGCCUGUGCAGAGCAGGCAGGAAAGGAGGUGGUGUCACUGCUGCUGGAGAAUGGAGCCGAUCCCAGCCUCAAAGACUACUCUGGUUCCUCUGCUCUUGUCCACGCCAUCAACAAAGGGGACCGUGACACCCUGCAGGUUCUGCUGGACUCCUGCAAGGCCAAGGGCAAGGAGGUGAUCAUCAUCACCACCGACACAUCUCCAUCAGGCACCAAGAAGACCAAACAGUACCUCAACUCCCCACCAUCCCCAGGCAUUGUGGACAAACUGUCUCCUGCCUGUAUGUCACCCUCUGAGGUUGAGAUUGGCACCUCCUCCCCUGCAGGAGACAAAGAUGAGGAAGGGAUCUUCAGCUUCAAACUCACCUCAGCAUUACCUUUACCUUCAGCUCGACCUCCAGGUGAGAAGAGGCCACCUCCCCGUAAACUGCUUAAGCGUCUGAACUCAGAACCGUGGGGCCUGGUGGCACCUUCGGUUCUCAGUGGGGUUCCCCAGGACCGGGUGGAUGGAGGUCUGGAGGAGGAGGAGGGCAACAGCAACCUGAACAAGACGAUCACAGAGAUGAAUGGACUGACUGUCACAGAGCCGGUGAGGCCACUAUUGUCACGGCGUCACAGCAUUGAGACGCACGACCCCACGUCCCCUAAACUCAUUGACCGAUCCUGCUCUGAGGACUGCGCAGGGCUGUCUGGUCCAUCGUGGGCUGACAAAGUGCAGCAGCACCAGAUCCUCUACCGCAGGAACACAGCUCCAGAAUCCCAGGAGAAUGCUGCUGGAGCUGGGACAGUUGUGGCCCGAGCCCUAGCUCACCCCAAGCUCACACGGAUGGAGCACUAUGAGUCAGAUACCCACCUUUGUCCAGAGUCCAUUCCUGGAUCACCGGACUCUGGGAGGGUUUCGGUAGAGCGGAGGAGGUACAACGCUUCCCCCUUGUCCCUGGUCACCAGUUCUUCCAGGGAGUCUCUGGAAAACAUCCCCAACUCAGUUUCCCCCAUCACUAUGCGACGGCGUGGCCCAGGGCUCCUGGAGCGCCGGGGCUCUGGGACCCUGCUGCUGGACCACAUCUCCCACACCAGGCCCGGCUUCCUGCCUCCGCUUAACAUCAACCCGCAGAGACCCAUCCCUGACAUCCGGGCCAAUGGGAAACCCACCUCCCCCAUCAACUCUGGACACAAGAUCCUGGUUCCGGUAGCCCCAGCCUCACCCAAACGGGGCCCAGACUUCAAGAUGAAGAAGAAGCUGAUGAGGAGACACUCGAUGCAGACAGAGCAGAUGAAGCAGCUUUCGACCUUCCAGGAGAUUCUAGCGGAGAAAGUCAUUGAGUCCAACGGGGAUUGAUGAAUGAGGACAAGGGAGCAAAGCAAAGGGUAGCUGCAGAGACUCAUCAGGGGUUGAUUUACUGUGAAGCAUCUCCAUUAGAUCAUCACAGAUGAACUCAAAUUAAUACCAUGGCGUGGUCUUUAAGGAGAGCUGCACCAACAAGGACUCAAUUCACCCGAGUUUAGGUUUAAUACAGGUUUUGUCUAUUCCUGGUGUGAAACUGUGAGGUCAGUAUGAGUUUAAUCUAACCAACAUUAAAGAUCAUUGCAACAUGCAGUUAGAUUCCAAAGAGGGCCACGAAGUGUGGCUGAAAGCUACAUAAAUGUACGUUACAAAGCAGUCUUAUGCAUCUAUCACCUUAGCGAUUACCUUUCAUAUAUAACAUCACAUGUUCAGGAAUCAGAUUAUUCUGAGAAUAUGAUGACGUGUGCAUGUCUGUGCAGGUUCUUGAUCAUGCAGGUGAUAGCAGUGUUCAUAGACGUGUACGUCCACACGCAGAGACGUGUUCAUAGACAUGUACGUCCACAGGCAGAGACGUGGUCAUAGACGUGUCCGUCCACACACAGAGACGUGUACGUCCACACGCAGAGACGUGGUCAUAGACAUGUACGUCCACACGCAGAGACGUGGUCAUAGAAGUGUACGUCCACACGCAGAGACGUGUACGUCCACAUGCAGAGACGUGGUCAUAGACGUGUCCGUCCACACACAGAGACGUGUACGUCCACACGCAGAGACGUGGUCAUAGACAUGUACGUCCACACGCAGAGACGUGGUCAUAGACGUGUACGUCCACACGCAGAGACGUGUACGUCCACAUGCAGAGACGUGGUCAUAGACAUGUACGUCCACACGCAGAGACGUGUACGUCCACACGCAGAGACGUGGUCAUAGACGUCUAUGUCCACAUGUAGAAACGUCUACGUCCACACGCAGAGACGUGUACGUCCACACGUUGAGACGUGUUCAUAGACGUAUACGUCCACACGCAGAGACGUGUACGUCCAUACGUAGAGACAUGUACAUAGACAUGUACGUCCACACGCAGAGACGUGUAUGUCCACACGUUGAGACGUGUUCAUAGACGUGUACGUCCACACACAGAGACGUCUACGUCCACACGCAGAGACGUGUACGUCCACACGUUGAGACAUGUUCAUAGACGUGUACGUCCACACGCAGAGACGUGUUCAUAGACAUGUACGUCCACACGCAGAGACGUGUACGUCCACACGUUGAGACGUGUUCAUAGACGUGUACGUCCACACGCAGAGACGUGUACGUCCACACGUAGAAACGUGUUCAUAGACGUGUACGUCCACACGCAGAGACGUGUACGUCCACACAUUGAGACGUGUUCAUAGACGUGUACGUCCACACGCAGAGACGUGUACGUCCACACGUAGAAACGUGUUCAUAGACAUGUACGUCCACACGCAGAGACGUGUACGUCCACACAUUGAGACGUGUUCAUAGACGUGUACGUCCACACGCAGAGACGUGUACGUCCACACGUUGAGACGUGUUCAUAGACGUGUACGUCCACACGCAGAGACGUGUUCAUAGACAUGUACGUCCACACGCAGAGACGUGUACGUCCACACGUUGAGACGUGUUCAUAGACGUGUACGUCCACACGCAGAGACGUGUACGUCCACACGUAGAAACGUGUUCAUAGACAUGUACGUCCACACGCAGAGACGUGUACGUCCACACAUUGAGACGUGUUCAUAGACGUGUACGUCCACACGCAGAGACGUGUACGUCCACACGUAGAAACGUGUUCAUAGACAUGUACGUCCACACGCAGAGACGUGUACGUCCACACAUUGAGACGUGUUCAUAGACGUGUACGUCCACACGCAGAGACGUGUACGUCCACACGUAGAAACGUGUUCAUAGACAUGUACGUCCACAUGCAUAUGCUGCCAUCUUGCUCAGGGACUCUGACUUUAGGCUCUGAAAAGUAAAAAGUAGAAAGUAUCAAAUUGUACUGCUUUCAAAAUUCGAAUAAAAUAAAUCUUAAAUCCAAGAAGCUAAAAAACGAUCAACAUGUGAGACCUUAUUUUCUUACGAAGGUGUUUACAAACCUGUAUUAAAUUUAGUAAUAGUGCUUUAUGUGGCUGUUCAGUGACAUUGAGUGACGCUUGUCAGCAGUGUCUUCACAGGUAGUCCUAAUUUGUUUUAACAUAUUAGUACGAAAGCUGCAUUUUAAAUCAAACUACGUAUUCUUGAUCACAAAUACUGUUCUGGCAUCUUUAAGAAACCAAAGUGCUUGAAAAUCAGUUCAAAUUCAGUGAGUUAUGAGGAUCUACUUGCCAUGUUUGUGCAGAGGCCCGGCUCCCCCUGAUCAGCAUGGCCACUGUGCUGACAUACAAGGGGCAGUUCUUCAAACAUCUAAAAUUUAAAUUAAACUCAGAAGGAAGAUUAUUUACACCAUCUGCAUGCCUUCAGUUCCUAAUAAACCAUAUGACAUAUGUACCUGACACAGCCAUCACCUGCUUUUCAUACAGUGCAUGUGCAUUACAACUUGUAGGUUACAGUGGGUCCCCAAACGCAUAAAACGUUAAUGUUGAGUAUUUUUGAACUAGAAAACAUUGAUAUUUAUUCUUUAUGAGUCAAACAUCAUGCAGAAGUACUUUAAAUUUUCCAUGCAAAGUAAAGCUGGCAUCACCGCAGUCAGCCACGCAUUUGACUGAAGAACUGGAGCAGUCGGUGGGUUGGUUCUGGCCUAGUGGGCCAUAAUUUGAUAUACAGUGUUUAAUGUCUUCCAGUGACAGUCACGGUUACUUCUUUCUAGUGUGGCAAACAGAAGAACACCUUCCUGUUGCAUCGUUUCACCACAGACAAACUGCAGUACCUCUGCAUGACCAGCAGGAGAUCCACCAUCCUGGUGUAAAAUUCUUACAUCUAAGGAAAGCUCGAUGAAGAACUCCAACCCAAGAUCAGUUUAAUGAAUAAAAGAAAGGAUAACUGAAAUAACCCACUACUAGAGCUCUUUAAUGCAUUUCCUCAUAAACGGUGGUAAUUCGUUUCACUCCCUCAAAGAUUUUCAGCAGGUUGAAGUUGAAACUUGUGGGUGAAGCUCUCCUCACCUUCAUUUAAUUGUCUGAAUGUUUAGCCACAGAAAGCUCCUCAGAUUCCUCCGAAUUCCUCGUCCUCUCCUCCAUUCAGACCUGAACUGACCUAAAGAGAAAUAAUCAGACUCCUUUGAUGUUUACAGAUGCACAAUUUGCACUGAGGUCAUUUCCAUUUUCCUCCUCCUACCAGAUGAAGACACAAACGUCCUGCUGCAAACUAACUUGUUUUCAUUCAUAAAACUGACAUAUUUAUUUAAACGCUCCUGUUUGAUUGAUAACGUGUAAAACUACCUACUGCGCUGUAUGUACUGUAAUGAUCUAUAGUCAAUAUAAUAGUUGGUAUAUCCGUGGAAACCCAUCUUUAUUUUACUCGUUUCCUGUGUCUGUACUUUCAGAGAUGAUAUUUUGAUUGAACUUGUGUUGAGAAACAUUGGUUUAUUGUUUAUGAUACUCCAAAGAAACCAGUUCACACUGUAAGUACUGAAAAACAAAUCUGUACUGUUAUACACCUGUUUCAGCACAAGGGGACGCUGUUAAAGGAGCAGCUCGGGCAGAAAAAGUCAGUUCACUCAUUUUAUUCUGAGAUGUUAGCAGGUUUUAAAUCAGAAGCACCUUUAUUAAUAAACAGGUGGAAAAAUCGUCGUCACAGCUGAACCUACGACCCCCUCAGUUCACUUUUAUUUAUAUACAAUCCUGUGAAAAACCCAAGCCCACUGUUACUAGUUCUAUAGGCAUCAACAUGGUGUUACCCGAGGGAGGCACCCAUUUCAGUAGGAAUGAGCUGUAGGCAUGCAGUCAGUCCACAAGGUUUAAUCCUAAUACAAAAACAAUUGUUCUAAACAGGUAACAGGAGCACCCAAGACAACUGUAGGUGGGAGACAGGACAAGUGCUGAGGGGAAUAUAUUAAAAACUAACACAUUAAACGGCAAUCCUCACUUGACUGGGCAAAGAUGUGUCAUAGAAACUCUUCAAUGCCGUUACCGCGGUAAGAUAAGAUAACCUUUAUUAGUCCCACGCGUGGGAAAUUUGUUUUGUUACAGCAGUGGACAGUGCAAAGUUGCAUAGAAAAAUUAGAAAAAAAUAAACA
Messenger RNA from Pelmatolapia mariae (spotted tilapia), 5986 nucleotides. Its product is annotated as ankyrin repeat domain-containing protein 34A. The record is from RefSeq and is a predicted model, not a curated record. Lineage: Eukaryota; Metazoa; Chordata; Actinopteri; Cichliformes; Cichlidae. The coding region runs from base 238 to 1836 and encodes 532 amino acids. Gene Ontology annotation, molecular function: protein binding. The transcript is spliced from 2 exons.